CGCGUUGAGGCCGUCCGGCGGCGCUGGGAAGUAGAGACGUUGUUGUGGGUGUUAGUGGUCCUGUGGCGCGGCUUUGCGGGACCAGGACCUUAAAGAUAGCCACAAUGGCCGAAAAUGGUGAUAAUGAAAAAAUGGCUGCUCUGGAGGCCAAAAUCUGUCAUCAAAUUGAGUAUUAUUUUGGUGACUUCAAUUUGCCACGGGACAAAUUUUUAAAGGAACAGAUCAAACUGGAUGAAGGCUGGGUACCUUUGGAGAUAAUGAUAAAAUUCAAUAGGUUAAACCGUCUAACAACAGACUUUAAUGUUAUAGUAGAAGCACUGAGCAAAUCAAAGGCAGAACUCAUGGAAAUAAGUGAAGAUAAAACUAAAAUCAGAAGAUCUCCAAGCAAACCCCUCCCUGAAGUGACUGAUGAGUAUAAAAAUGAUGUAAAAAACAGAUCUGUUUAUAUUAAAGGCUUCCCUGCUGAUGCAACCCUUGAUGACAUAAAAGAAUGGUUAGAAGAUAAAGGUCAAGUACUAAAUAUUCAGAUGAGAAGAACAUUGCACAAAGCAUUUAAGGGAUCAAUAUUUGCUGUGUUUGAUAGCAUUGAAUCUGCUAAGAAGUUUGUUGAGACCCCUGGCCAGAAGUACAAAGACACAGACCUGCUAAUACUUUUCAAGGAAGAUUACUUUGCAAAAAAAAUUGAAGAAAGAAAGCAAAAUAAAGAGGAAGCUAAAUUACGAGCUAAACAGGAGCAAGAAGAAAAACAAAACUUAGCAGAAAAUGCUGAACUGAAAUCUCUAGAAGAAAAGAUUGGCUGCUUGCUGAAAUUUUCGGGGGACUUAGAUGAUCAGACCUGUAGAGAAGAUUUGCACAUCCUUUUCUCAAAUCAUGGUGAAAUAAAAUGGAUAGUCUUUGUCAGAGGAGCAAAAGAGGGAAUAAUUCUAUUUAAAGAAAAAGCUAAGGAAGCACUGGAUAAAGCCAAAGAUGCCAAUAAUGGUAACCUAAAAUUAAGGAACAAAGAAGUGACAUGGGAAGUACUAGAUGGAGAUGUGGAAAAAGAAGCAUUGAAAAAAAUCAUAGAAGAUCAACAAGAAUCCCUAAACAAAUGGAAGUCAAAAGGUCGCAGAUUUAAAGGAAAAGGAAAGGGAAAUAAAGCUGCCCAGGGUGGGUCUGCUAAAGGAAAAGUACAGUUUCAGGGCAAGAAAACUAAAUUUGACAGUGAUGAUGAACAUGAUGAAAAUGGUGCAUCUGGACCAGUAAAAAGAGCAAGAGAAGAAAGAGAUGAAGAAGAACCUGCAUCAAAACAACAGAAAACAGAAAAUGGUGCCGGAGACCAGUAG
Diceros bicornis minor is the source of this 1322-nucleotide messenger RNA. RefSeq names its product small RNA binding exonuclease protection factor La (gene SSB). Gene Ontology annotation, cellular component: ribonucleoprotein complex; cytoplasmic stress granule; nucleus. Gene Ontology annotation, biological process: RNA processing; positive regulation of translation. Bases 105 to 1322 code for a protein of 405 amino acids. Gene Ontology annotation, molecular function: RNA binding. The transcript has 12 exons. The record is from RefSeq and is a predicted model, not a curated record. Lineage: Eukaryota; Metazoa; Chordata; Mammalia; Perissodactyla; Rhinocerotidae.